Messenger RNA from Cynoglossus semilaevis (tongue sole), 1939 nucleotides. RefSeq names its product COP9 constitutive photomorphogenic homolog subunit 4 (Arabidopsis) (gene cops4). The coding region runs from base 35 to 1504 and encodes 489 amino acids. The transcript is spliced from 11 exons. Gene Ontology annotation, cellular component: cytosol; COP9 signalosome. The record is from RefSeq and is a predicted model, not a curated record. Lineage: Eukaryota; Metazoa; Chordata; Actinopteri; Pleuronectiformes; Cynoglossidae.
UAAUUAAAAUGAUCGGUUUGUCAGAUAAUGUGAUAUGUUUAUUACGGUGGCCGUGAAGGUAAUAAAAACCACAAGGAUAUUUUCAGGAAAUAAAGAAAAUACAAAGCCAUUUCAGAAAACAAAUAAACAUUACAGAAAACAGCGACAUUUCAGAUUACGGAAAGGGACAACAUUCCAUGUUUCUGGUGGAACAGAACCCUGUGCUGAAAUGACCGGCCUACGUGAAUCCUAUCGCCGCUCUUGGCAGCAAAAGCCGCCUCUUGCUGACACUUCGUUGAGGACAAUGGCAACCGAAGUAAGGCAGGAGCUGUCUCAGCUGAUGAAUUCAAGCGGAUCCCACAAAGAUCUUGCAGCCAAAUAUCGACAAAUUUUGGAGAAGGCCAUUCACUUUACUGAUACAGAUCAACUGGAAUCUUUGAAAGCUUUUGUUGAAGCAAUGGUCAAUGAAAAUGUUAGCCUUGUUAUUUCGAGGCAGCUGCUCACCGAUUUCUGCACACACCUGCCAAACUUACCUGAUGCUACAGCUAAGGCUGUGUACCACUUUACUUUGGAGAAGAUUCAGCCAAGAGUCAUUUCCUUUGAGGAACAGGUAGCUUCAAUUAGACAGCACUUAGCAACCAUUUAUGAAAAGGAGGGAGACUGGAGGAAUGCUGCUCAAGUAUUAGUUGGUAUUCCUCUGGAAACAGGACAGAAGCAAUACAAUGUCGACUAUAAGCUGGACACAUACCUGAAAAUUGCUCGGCUGUACUUAGAAGAUGACGAUCCAGUGCAGGCGGAGGCAUACAUCAACAGAGCCUCACUGCUACAGAACGAAUCCUCUAACGAACAGCUGCAGAUACAUUAUAAGGUGUGUUACGCAAGAGUCUUAGACUUCAGGAGAAAGUUCAUCGAAGCUGCACAGAGAUACAACGAGCUGUCCUAUAAAUCCAUCGUACAUGAGAGUGAACGUCUGGAAGCACUAAAGCAUGCACUCAACUGCACCAUACUGGCCUCUGCAGGUCAGCAGCGCUCCCGUAUGUUGGCCACACUCUUUAAGGAUGAGCGCUGUCAGCAGCUGGCUGCCUAUGGGAUUCUAGAGAAAAUGUAUCUGGACAGAAUCAUCAGAGGAAAUCAGCUGCAGGAGUUUGCUGCCAUGUUGAUGCCUCACCAGAAAGCCACCACUGCAGAUGGCUCCAGUAUCCUGGACAGAGCUGUGAUUGAACAUAACCUGCUGUCCGCUAGUAAACUCUACAACAACAUCACGUUUGAAGAGCUAGGAGCUCUGUUGGAAAUUCCUCCAGCUAAGGCAGAAAAGAUCGCCUCCCAGAUGAUCACUGAAGGACGCAUGAACGGAUUCAUCGACCAGAUAGAUGGCAUCGUUCACUUUGAGACCCGUGAACCUCUUCCUACCUGGGACAAACAGAUCCAGUCAUUGUGUUUCCAAGUAAACAACCUCCUAGAAAAAAUCCGACAGGCCGCUCCAGAGUGGGCCGCACAGGCUCUGGAAGCCCAGAUGACCCAAUAAACAUUCCCAACAGUCAAGUUUUGUCUGCCUGCUCGACCACAUCACCACUUUUUUUACUGCAGUGCAGUGGAACGCUCUGCUCUGGUCAAUCUGGAAUCUGGAAAAUCUCGAUCAUCUUUUGUUCACUCAGAUGAGAGUUGGCUGUGUGUCUCAAUAUUCAUUAUCUGUAUCAGAAUCAAUUAUACAGAUAAUUACUGAAGAGAUAUUAUUAACCUUGGACAAUGACUUUGGACACUUUACAUGGUUGUCAUGAUUAAAAUAAAAUAAAAACCCUGAAGUUUAAUGUCCUGUCAAUGGUUUUUGUGUUCUCUCACUUUUGUUUUUCAAAUUAUGUAUGAAGCUUAGUUUGUGUCUAAGGACCCCUGGUUUACUGAAUUGUGUACAUUUCUCAAUCCACCUGUAUGAAAAGAAUUAAAUUAAAGGUUGAGAGAAGUU